Hypanus sabinus (Atlantic stingray) is the source of this 1758-nucleotide messenger RNA. RefSeq names its product TBC1 domain family member 30-like. The record is from RefSeq and is a predicted model, not a curated record. Bases 378 to 1667 code for a protein of 429 amino acids. NCBI's taxonomy places the organism in Eukaryota, Metazoa, Chordata, Chondrichthyes, Myliobatiformes, Dasyatidae. The transcript is spliced from 6 exons.
UUCUGCCGAAUCUCCGGGACUGCGGGCGCUUCAACUCGUAGUCCUGACGUGAGGCGGUAUUUGUUUUCACCGCUCCUCUUCCCGCAGCCGCUGCCCGACCCGCUGAGCCUUUGUGUUGCAGCCCCCUCUGGGGCGGGGGUGUCCUGGACACGACGUUCUCGGGCGUCGGAGCCGGGGGUCGAUGCGCAGUCGGCGCGGAGCACUUUGCAGGUUCGGCGGCCACCGACGCUCUCGGCUCCGGCAAAGCGCGGAUCGCCGCAGAGCGGGUUACAAGCACAACAGAAAGAGGAGGGAUCGCUGAGGUUUCCAGGAGUAGGAGAGCCGGGCGCUGCGCCGCUGACACGUCCCGGGCUGGUCGCUGCCCGCAGCUCCCCUGCAUGAGCCGCGUCCGGAGCCCGGCGGUGGACCAGUUGUCGGCCGGAGGCAGCACUCGGGCGAGGAACCGGAGCCUGGGCGACGUCCUCAGCGAUGUCCUGUACAAGCGGACUUGCAUCUCGCGGUCUGCGCCCCGUCUGCGCUGCAGCCUGGAACAAGGUGCGGACCCACGGCUGACGAAGAGCACCGAGCGAGUGACGGAUCAAGAUGGAUUUCAGCAGGCUGUGUAUUCAAUGGCGACGUUUCCCUUCCCAAAGGUCAAGGACCCGAGAGAGAAGUGCAAUCUGCAGUUAAAGCUUGCUCCUUCAAGCUGUCAUCCAGAUGAAUCGUCAGAGAGGAGAAACUCAUCGAGUGGGUGUAGCAACCACUGCACUGUCAUCGUGUCAGAUAGUUACUUACAAGCACAGAAUCCACAGAAUUGGCAUCCAGCAGCUCAAAGUGAGAAUCAAAGUGCCUGUGAUGUGGUUUGGAGUAUGGCUGGCGACAGUGUACCACAGCGUGAAAGUGACAGUGCGCAAACAGUGGGACCUGUGGUGAAGCAGCAGGAGUCCAAAAUGGCCAGGCGCCAGCAACAGAGCCAGCAACUGACCCCCAAGCACGACAGCUCUGUUCCACGGUCUCCUGGGAUGCCGUUUUGUUCCAGUAAGUCGAGAGGUAUAAACCAUUUCCUCAGGGACCAAAAGCUGAGGAACAGUAGCAGAAGCAAAAAUAACCAAGUUCACCACACUCCCAGUCCCAGGACAACUCAGGCAGGACAGAAGGAGCGGAGAAACAAGCUGGCCGUUCCUUGGUGUUCACAAAGGAAGAUGUGCCGGAAAGGGCUGGUCAGGAAGUCGAAAGCCAGGUCAGGCUGUAGUGAUACAGUCGGUCUACUUGAGGAACAGACCGAUGGCAGCAAGGCAGAAUCCUCCAAAGGUGACCACUGUAUCCAUGAAGAAGGCCGGAACACUCCAGGAAUUUGCUGGGAGCAGAACGGGAAAUUUGGCGAACAACUAACAGGCUUUUUGUUUGAUGCUGACAGCUUGUCGGGAGUUGAGAGUUUGUUGAAAGCUCUUCGUAUGGUGGAGCAGCAUCAACAUUUAACGUCAACAAGACCAACACCGAAGCCAAACAAUUUGGAAUUUUCCACAGAGAAGGAUUUUGCUGCUUUUCCUGAUCUGAAGGAGAAUCCCAUCAACACUAGUCUUCCGGGAUAUCUCUGCUGCAAGUCCCUUGGAGAAAACAAUUCAGGGAUUUGUAGGAAUGUGACCAAGGCCAAACAUCCAAAAGAGUUUGAGAAGGAAUGCUGCUGAAGUGGUGAGGAGGGGGAUUGUAGAUUACCUUGGAAAUGGCUUUGUAAUCGAUUGAUUAUCAACAGCAUGUCUUAAACCAAUAAUUAAAUCA